This is a messenger RNA of Oncorhynchus tshawytscha (Chinook salmon), 971 nucleotides long. RefSeq names its product solute carrier family 22 member 14-like. The coding region runs from base 30 to 971 and encodes 313 amino acids. Gene Ontology annotation, biological process: transmembrane transport. The transcript has 5 exons. The record is from RefSeq and is a predicted model, not a curated record. Gene Ontology annotation, cellular component: membrane. Gene Ontology annotation, molecular function: transmembrane transporter activity. Lineage: Eukaryota; Metazoa; Chordata; Actinopteri; Salmoniformes; Salmonidae.
CAAGCAGAGAAUUUCUUUGAUUCUUGAACAUGGCUGAUUUUGGCGAGAUCCUGAGGUCCAUUGGAGACUUUGGAUUAUUCCAGAAGCUCAUACUAUUGGGACUAUGCUUCCCAAAUCUUAUCCUGCCUUUCCACCUGGCCAGUUUGAUUUUCAUCCAGUCAGACCCUGAGCGCCACUGUAACACUGACUGGAUACUUAGAGCUGGUUCCAAUCUGAGCAGUGAGGAACAGCUGAAUCUGACCGUGCCCCGGCAGGAGGAUGGAACCUUCAGUAGGUGCCUGAUGUUUACCCCUGUAGACUGGGACAUUGACAUCAUCAGGGAGCAUGGACUCAAUCAGACCACUGACUGCCAGAAUGGAUGGGUGUACAACAAUAUAGUGUAUGAAGCCACCAUAGUCACUGAUUUUGAUCUUGUCUGUGGCAAAGCUAACGUUGUCGGACUUGCACAAACUGUGUUCAUGGCUGGCAUUCUUCUUGGUUCACUCUUGUUUGGACCUUUUGCUGAAUCAUUUGGUCGCCAACGAGCAACUCAAAUACCCAUGGUUAUUAUGCUCAUUUUUACUGUAACGACAGGCUUGUCUCCAAACUUUUAUUUGUAUAUGGCAUCCCAGUUUUUAGUAGGGAUCGCAUAUGGUGGAUUUAGAAUCAACUGCAUUGUAUUAGCAACUGAAUGGGUCGGAGUGACAAAACGUUCUUAUGCGUCUUGUUUGAGUCAGACGUUCGGUGGAGUUGGCCAGUGCAUCCUUGCUGGCAUGAUCUUCUUCAUCCGAGACUGGAGACUUGCCCAGUUUGUCAUGGCUGUACCAAUAGCAGUGGUCGCAGUGUACAUAUGGUUUAUUCCUGAAUCAGCCAGGUGGUUAUUGGAUCAGGGGAAAACAGAGGAAGCUAAGAAGUUGAUACUCAGGGUAGCAGCCAUCAACAAACACACAGUUCCAGAUACAAUUCUAGAGAAGGUAAAGUGCAUGAUUUAG